Molecule: messenger RNA, 1023 nt
Organism: Cariama cristata (Red-legged seriema)
Lineage: Eukaryota; Metazoa; Chordata; Aves; Cariamiformes; Cariamidae
Gene: BYSL
Product: bystin-like
Biological process (GO): rRNA processing
Cellular component (GO): nucleolus; cytoplasm; preribosome, small subunit precursor
Molecular function (GO): snoRNA binding
Source: RefSeq, a predicted model, not a curated record
GAGUACUGCGGAGAGGUGGUGGUGGACCCCGAGGACGAGAAGGCCAUCGAGAUGUUCAUGAACAAGAACCCGCCGCUGAGGCGCACGCUGGCGGACAUCAUCAUGGAGAAGAUCACGGAGAAGCAGACAGAGGUGGAGACGGCACUGUCAGAGAUAUCGGGCUGCCCAAUGCCUCAGCUCGAUCCCCGCGUUCUGGAGGUCUACAGGGGCGUCAGAGAGGUGCUGUCCAAAUACAGGAGUGGGAAACUCCCCAAGGCAUUUAAAAUCAUUCCUGCCUUGUCCAACUGGGAGCAGAUCCUCUACAUCACAGAGCCAGAGACGUGGACAGCAGCUGCCAUGUACCAGGCCACCAGGAUAUUUUCAUCCAACCUGAAAGAGAGGAUGGCCCAGCGGUUCUACAACCUGGUGCUGCUGCCACGGGUCAGGGAUGACAUUGCCGAGUAUAAGCGCCUCAAUUUUCACCUCUACAUGGCUUUGAAGAAGGCUCUGUUCAAGCCGGCAGCCUGGUUCAAAGGGAUCCUCAUUCCCCUGUGCGAGUCGGGGACCUGCACGCUGCGAGAGGCCAUCAUCAUCGGCAGCAUCCUCACCAAGUGCUCCAUCCCCGUCCUCCACUCCAGCGCGGCCAUGCUGAAGAUUGCCGAGAUGCAGUACAGCGGCGCCAACAGCAUCUUCCUCCGGCUGCUCAUCGACAAGAAGUACGCCCUGCCCUUCCGCGUGGUGGAUGCCCUCGUCUUCCACUUCCUGGCCUUCCGCACAGACCAGCGGGUCCUGCCGCACCAAAGCUUCCUGGCCUUCGCCCAGCGCUACAAGGAGGACCUCUCCUCGGAGCAGAAGGAGGCUUUGCUCGAACUGCUCAAGUUCCACAGCCAUCCGCAGAUCUCGCCGGAGAUCCGGAGGGAGCUGGUGAACUCCAAGACGCGGGAUGUGGAGGGGCAGCAGCCCGUGGCCAUGGAAUGAGCAGAGAGAGGCAGGGAAAAGCUGCAGCCUGAGCUGCUGCCGGGACACUGCUGCAUGCAGCUGGGA